CCGUUGUCAUUUGACGUCAUAUCCUGAAUCUCAAUUUUGUUUUUAACCCUUCAAUGUUCAAUCCGUCGAAAUUAAAAGCGUAUGGCGGACAAAGAAUACGAUGGUUCAGCUGGUAUUGAAGCCUCCGCUGCAAAAAUAUUAACGAGAGCAAUUACACUGGAAAAGGAGGCACGACUACAGGCGGCGUUAAUUUGUUACCAAGAAGGAAUCGAUUUGUUGUUUGAUGCACUGAAAGGCUGUAAAGACAGUGCUAAAAAGAAGCACUUUCGAGACAAACUAGAAGAGUAUAUGACAAGGGCUGAACAGGUAAAGACUCGUGUAAACCACCUUAAAGCUGCUGGGAAAUAUCAUGACCAAACAAAGAUUGAAGAGAAUUCUACCGGACAUAGUUAUGCGUCUUUAUUUCAACCAUAUUUCGAUGAGUUUGUUCGAGAAGUAUGGGUUGAAGAUGCAUAUAUAAGAAGCUAUCAUCAGGUUAACAAUUUUCUAAGGUUUUGUGAGUUCGUUGUGACAAGGUGCAAAAAUGUCAGAGCUAUUCACCUAAAAACUACACAUGAUGACUAUGGAAAUCAAGACCAACAGAUAUCCAAUUUAGAAAGCAUUAGGGCCAGUCUCAAAUCCCGUGAAAUAAAACUAGUAAUUAUGUUUUCUUCCUCCCUGCAUGACAGGGAAAUUCGGUUGGAUACCGGAUGGAUCUUGAAAAUAGGCCGUGGUCUUGAUUACUUUAAAAAAGCCGAAAAAUUUUCAUUAGGGUUCUUCGAUAUGGAUAUGCGGCCCUGCCAUUCUACCACUGUGGAUGUUUUUCAUUCAAAUCACACUCGAGAAAGAUAGCACUUGAAACAAUACUGUACAGUCCAAACAAAAUUUAAACACUGUCCCAAUCCCUCAAAAUCAAAUGGUUACAUACAUACAUCAUUUAAUUUUGAGCCUUCAGUAAAAUAACAAGUAUCACUUUAAUUAAUGACCACCAAGCAAACACAUGGCUGCUGUGCAAAGCUACAGUUUUAAA
Ciona intestinalis (vase tunicate) is the source of this 1009-nucleotide messenger RNA. Its product is annotated as MIT domain-containing protein 1-like. NCBI's taxonomy places the organism in Eukaryota, Metazoa, Chordata, Ascidiacea, Phlebobranchia, Cionidae. Gene Ontology annotation, cellular component: midbody. The record is from RefSeq and is a predicted model, not a curated record. Gene Ontology annotation, biological process: midbody abscission.